GUCUGACCCAGCUCAGCAACCUGCUCCUGGUGGGGGAACCCCCGAAGGAGGAGCUCCUGGUGGGGGAGCCCCUGAAGGGGGAGCCCCUGGUGGGGGCCCCCCCGGGCCAUCCCCCAAUCUGAGCAGUAAUCGUCGGCUGCAGCAGACGCAGGCUGAAGUGAAGGAGGUGGUUGAUAUAAUAUGUGUAAAUGUAGACAAGGUGCUUGAACGAGACCAGAAGCUGUCAGAGCUAGAUGACCGGGCAGAUGCACUUCAGGCUGGUGCCUCAAUAUUUGAAAGUAGUGCAGCAAAACUCAAAAGGAAGUAUUGGUGGAAGAACUGCAAGAUGAUGAUCAUGAUGGGAGUGAUUUGUGCCAUUGUGGUGGUGGUGAUUGUAAUCUACUUUUUUACUUGAAUGUAGCUCCUUCAAUCUGCAACCUACUGUCCCCUGUCACCUUGCCUGUCUCUUCUUGCCUCUGAAUCUUUCCUUCCCUUCCCUUCCACCUGGCUUCUUCAUUGAUUUCUUUAUUGGUUUUAAUUUGUCUUCUGUAUGGGACUCUGAAGUGCUCUACUGAACAUGAUUAGACUCUUCAACAGCUGCUGCAGCUUUAGGGAGGGUCAUCUGAGUGUAGAGGAGGAGUGGGUAGCUAUUCCUCCUGCUCUUCUGCAGGGAACUUUUGUGCUUUAUUUUUGGGUGUGAGCUUGUCAAAUAGUGCCUGUAUGGACUCUAGCAAAAUAAGAAUGCCUUAACACAGUGCCUUUGGGGAUGAAGGACUUCAGCAUGUGAGAUUCUUUAGUGUUCUGUCUAAAAAGAGUGGCAGCAUGACUUAAGAUUUUCAUUGAGCUUCUGAAAUAAAGGCUAGUUUGUGUUGCUCAGUGACUGUAAGCUGUCUGACUGAGCUAGA
Messenger RNA from Leptosomus discolor (cuckoo roller), 884 nucleotides. NCBI's taxonomy places the organism in Eukaryota, Metazoa, Chordata, Aves, Leptosomiformes, Leptosomidae. The record is from RefSeq and is a predicted model, not a curated record.